This is a messenger RNA of Saccharomycopsis crataegensis, 2046 nucleotides long. It is a transcript of the gene NCP1, whose product is annotated as NADPH--hemoprotein reductase. The transcript has a single exon. The record is from RefSeq and is a predicted model, not a curated record. The coding region runs from base 1 to 2046 and encodes 681 amino acids. Gene Ontology annotation, cellular component: cytosol. NCBI's taxonomy places the organism in Eukaryota, Fungi, Ascomycota, Saccharomycetes, Ascoideales, Saccharomycopsidaceae. Gene Ontology annotation, molecular function: flavin adenine dinucleotide binding; FMN binding; NADPH-hemoprotein reductase activity.
AUGCCAUUCUCACUUGAUAAGACCGAUUGUGGUAUUCUUUCAUCAAUCCUCGCCAUCUUGGUCACUUUCAUCCUAGCAAAGGGAAAAAUAUUUGGUACUGGAAACAAAGAAGAUGUCAGUGCAUCGUCCAAAUCAAGAAAUAUUGUUGAAGUCAUUGAGGAAUGUGACAAGAAAGCUGUGGUGAUCUAUGCUUCUCAGACUGGUACUGCUGAAGACUACGCCACAAAAUUCGGACGUGAAUUCCAAUCAAGAUUCCAACUAUCCACCUUGGUUGCCGACUCCGACGAUUAUGACCUCGAUAACUUAAACGAAAUCCCUGAAGACGUUUUGGUGUUCUUCUUUAUCUCCAGUUAUGGUGAAGGUGAACUUCCUGACUCUGCCACAGAAUUUAAUGAAUACUUGGAUACCAUUGACGAAGGUGAUUUGCAAAACUUGAAUUAUACCAUCUUCGGUUUGGGUAACUCCACCUACGAGUUUUACAACGGUGCUGCCAAAAAGGUCGACAAAGACUUGAUCAAAGCAGGUGCCACUAAAUUUGUUCCAUAUGGUGAUGGUGACGAUGGUGCUGGCACUUUAGAUGAAGAUUUCUUGGCUUGGAAAGAAAAGACUUUUGAAACUUUAAAAAACACUUUGUCGUUGAAAGAAGUCGAAGCUAAAUAUCAACCUGCCGUAUCUGUGGUUGAAAGCGCCGAAUUAUUCUCUUCUUCCGACGAUGUGUUCCUUGGCGAGCAUCACAGAGCUUACUUAGUUGAAGACCAUGCAAAACUAAACUUAGGUCCUUUUGAUCACAGCUUCCCAUACUUGGCCCCUGUCACUAAAUCUAAAGAACUAUUUAUUUCUCAAACUCGCCAUUGCAUUCACGCUGAAUUUGAUUUAUCUGGAUCCAAUUUGAAAUAUUCCACUGGUGACCAUCUAGCCAUUUUGCCACCAAAUUCUAAUGAGGAAGUGGACAAUUUCUUGAAAGCUUUCGGAUUAUUGGAAAAGAGAAACCAAGUUGUGGUUAUUAAACCUCUCGAUACCACUUCCAGCCAUUCCUUCCCAUCCCCAACCACUUUUGACAGCAUCGCACGUUACUAUUUGGAAAUCACUGGGGCAGUCUCCAGACAAUUUUUGGGCUCAAUUAGUGAAUUUGCUCCAUCUCAGCAAGUCAAAGAUUUGGCCACCAAGCUUUCCAAGGACAAAGAUUUGUUCCAUAAAGAAAUCACUUCCAAGAAAUUCAACAUCUCUGACGCUUUAUUGUAUUUAUCUCAAGAUGCCCCAUGGACUACCGUCCCUAACAGUUUUAUCGUAGACUCCGUUCCAAACCUACAACCACGUUUCUACUCCAUUUCUUCAUCGUCAAUUUCUGAAAAGACUACAAUUCAUGUCACUGCCGUGGUUGAAGCGGAAACCGCACCAACUGCCGAUAAGAAAUAUGUCACUGGUGUUACCACUAAUUUAUUGCAUAGCUUGGAAGUCAACCAAAAUGCGAAGAACGAUCAAUUGUACGCUACUUACGACUUGGACGGUCCAAGAGGUAAAUUUUCAGCUACUAAAUUACCAGUCUUUGUCCGCCGUUCCAACUUCAAAUUGCCAACUAAUCCUGCUUUACCAAUCAUCUUGGUUGGACCAGGUACCGGUGUUGCCCCAUUGAGAGGUUUCGUUAGAGAAAGAGUCGCCAUGGCUAAAAUGGGAACUAAGAUUGGUAAGGUCAUUUUGUUUUUUGGCUCAAGAAGAUCCGACGAAGAUUACCUUUACAAAGAAGAAUGGGUCGAAUAUGCUAAGAUUUUGGGUGAGAACUUUGAAAUUGUGACUGCCUUCUCCAGAGAAACCAGUGAAAAAGUAUACGUUCAACACAAGAUGUUGGAAAAAUCUAAAGAACUUGUUGAACUUAUUGACCAAAAGGCUUUCAUCUACGUUUGUGGUGAUGCUUCUAACAUGGCCAGAUCCGUCCAAGGGGCUUUGGCCACUGUCUUGUCCAAGGAAAAGGGCAUUACAGAAGAUGCUGCAGCUGAAACUCUCAGAAAAUACAAAUCUAUUAACAGAUACCAAGAAGACGUUUGGUAA